AGCACACACACAGUCACUGCGCCGUUUCAUUGUUGCUUCACUUUACACUGGGAAUGUUUAUAGCUGGCCAGCAGGCGCAGUUUUCGACUGACUCGGGAAAACUCGGCUUUAUACGUGAAGUUAGUUGAGCUGUACGGAGAAGUGGUUGUUUUACUCGUGAGAAACUAAACGUGAUUGUGAGUUGGACUUUGAACAGAUAUGGCGUAUCAGUGGUCUGUCUGGAGGUUGGCUGCUUUUUGUAAGAACUUCAGCAUCUUGGACAGGACAAAUGUACGGCAUUUCAGCAGUGCAGCUGGUCACAUUUCAGAGAAAGCUGUACCUUACACUACAGUUUUAAAAAAAGAAAGUUCUGGAGCUAAAGGCCCAACAAAGCCUCUUCCUUUAUCAACAGAUGCGGUAGUGAUUGGUGGUGGCAGUGUAGGCUGCCAAACCAUUUAUCACUUGGCCAAGAUGGGAAUGACCAAUGUAGUCUUACUAGAAAGGGAUCGCCUCACUUCAGGCACUACAUGGCAUACAGCAGGUCUACUGUGGCAGUUACGACCAAGUGACAUUGAGGUAGAGCUGCUGGGUCACACACGUAAUGUUGUUGCUCAUGAAUUGGAGAAGGAAACUGGUCUAAAUACUGGCUGGAUUCAGAAUGGAGGUCUUUUCAUUGCUUCAAACAAACAGCGCUUGGAUGAGUAUAAAAGGCUUAUGUCGCUUGGAAAAGUUUAUGGAAUUGAAUCCUAUGUCCUAUCACCAGCAGAAACUAAAGACUUGUACCCUUUAAUGAAUGUGGAUGAUCUCUAUGGUACCCUUUAUGUCCCUAAAGAUGGAACCAUGGACCCGGCAGGAACCUGUACAACCUUAGCCAGGGCUGCAGCUGCAAGAGGAGCUGUUGUAACACUAAACUGCCCAGGACUGGGGGUAGCCGUAAAAGUAGAUGACAUCUGUCUGAAGAGGAUUAGGCACAUGUCAACGGCACUCGGGGAGGUGGGUUCGCCAUUAGUUGUGAGUUGCAUGAGAGGGAUAGUGGCUUCAAAGGUGCAGGUACCAGCAUGCCGAGUACCAGUUGUGGCGAUGCACAUCGCAUUUGUAGUGACUACAUCUAUAAGCCAAAUUGAAAACAUGCCAAAUGUUCGAGACCAUGAUGCCUCUGUUUACCUCCGUCUCCAAGGUGAUGCCCUUUCUGUGGGUGGAUACGAAUCUAAUCCUGUCUUCUGGGAGGAGGUUUCAAAUACAUUUGCCUUUGGCCUCUUUGAUCUGAACUGGGACAUCUUUAUGCAGCAUAUAGAUGGAGCUGUAAAUAGAGUUCCUGUGUUGGAGAAAACUGGCAUCAAAUCAACAGUAUGCGGACCAGAGUCCUUUACUGCAGACCAUAAGCCUUUAAUGGGGGAAGCACCAGAAGUGAGAGGAUUUUUUCUUGGAUGUGGGUUUAACAGUGCAGGAAUGAUGCUUGGAGGUGGAUGUGGUAAAGAGCUAGCACACUGGAUUAUUCAUGGCCGUCCUGAAAAAGACAUGUACGGAUAUGACAUAAGGAGAUUCCAUCACUCACUGACGAACCACAACCGUUGGAUCCAAGAACGGAGUCAUGAAGCAUAUGCCAAAAACUACUCUGUUGUCUUUCCUUUUGAUGAGCCUCUAGCUGGUAGAAAUAUGAGGAAAUGUGCACUUCAUGAGGAACUCCUUCACCAAGGCUGUGUAUUUCAAGAAAGAGGUGGCUGGGAGAGACCAGGAUGGUUUAAUCCAGAAGGAACAUCUGCAGUUUUAGAUUAUGAUUAUUAUGGUGCUUAUGACAUUCCUUCUCAUGAAAAUUACGCUUAUAAAGAAGUACUUAAAAAGGAAUACACCUUUGAAUUUCCACCACACCAUGACAUUAUUAAGAAAGAAUGCAUUACCUGCCGGAAUGCAGUUGCUUUAUUUAAUAUGUCAUACUUCGGUAAAUUUUACUUGGUGGGUCCUGAUGCAAGAAAAGCUGCUGAUUGGUUAUUUUCUGCUGAUGUAAACAAGCCACCAGGGUCUACUGUUUAUACUUGCAUGUUGAACAAAAAAGGUGGAGCUGAAAGUGACCUCACUGUCAGUCGUCUUGAACCAUCAUCUCAAAGUUAUCCGCUUUCUCCUGCUUUUUCAGGCACUGGUUUUUACCUUGCUAUUGGAGGAGCAGUCGCCCAGCAUAACUGGUCACACAUCACUACAGUACUGCAGGAUAUGAAAUUUAACUGCUCACUCAUUGAUUGUUCAGAAGAACUGGGCAUGCUUAGUGUUCAAGGACCUGCAAGUCGUGCAGUACUUGAGGAAGUGCUUGAAACAGACCUCAGUAAUGAAGCUUUUCCCUUCUCUACACAUAAGCUAGUAAAAGCUGCAGGACACAUGGUGCGUGCUAUCAGGCUUUCAUUUGUUGGUGAAAUGGGUUGGGAGCUACAUGUACCAAAAGAUUCUUGUGUGCCAGUAUACAGAGCGGUGAUGAAAGCUGGAGCCAAACAUGGCAUCACUAAUGCUGCGUACAGAGCCAUCGAUUCCCUCAGUAUUGAAAAAGGUUACAGACAUUGGCAUGCAGAUUUACGUUCUGAUGACACACCUUUAGAGGCAGGCCUUGGUUUUACAUGCAAACUCAAGACAGAUAUUCCUUUUCUUGGUCGAGAAAUAUUAGAAAAACAGAAAGAGAAUGGACUACAUAAACGUAUAGCCUGCUUCACAAUAGAGGAGAAGGUGCCAAUGUUUGGACUUGAGGCUAUUUGGAGGAAUGGUACAGUAGUUGGGCAUGUCCGCAGGGCAGAUUUUGGAUUUGCAGUUGACAAGACUAUAGCUUAUGGCUACAUAAGAAGUCCUGAUGGUGGUCCUGUUACCCUGGAUUUUAUCAAAACUGGUGAAUAUUCACUUGAGAGAAUGGGGGUACAUUAUCCUGCAACAGUGCAUACAAAGUCCCCCUUUGAUCCAGAAAACAAGAGAGUGAAAGGAAUUUACUAAAGGAAUCCAUUAUUUCAUUGCAACUUGGAAUACAGCAUCACAGACUAUUGAAGACAACUUCUGCACACAUCUCGUAAAAAUCUGUAUUGACAUAAGAGAACAUUCCUUGCUCUGCUGAAAGUUGAAAAUAUCAAACAUAUCCAUACUAUAUUUUUGAAAGCGAUAAACACCAUGUUCACUUCUGUACAAGUUUGCAAUGAAAUGUGCAGCCUUCCAAUUUCCACUUUUUAGAAUCCAUUCUAUACAAGUGAUGUGUAUUUCUAUGAAUCUGAACAUCUCGUUUUCAUUCGCUCAUAAAAUCUUUUCAGAGUUUUUAUCAUGAUAUCCACAUAAAGUAUGUAGAUAUCUCCGCAUUAGCAUUAAAAGGUAAAUCAGACAAUAAUACCUUGUCUUUGGCUUUGCUUUUGGAAAAGUUGCAUUAAUAAUGUUAAUGAGGCAAAGCUAAUAAUGGCCUAUAGUUGUCAAGUUAGUAUAAAAUGAGGUGCAAUCAUCUAGUCACAUUUAAAUGCUGUAAUUACAUUUUAUCUGAAUACCAGUUUAAAUUAAGAUUCACGAAGUUUAAGUAUCAGUAAUAGGUACCUUUGUUGAUUAGUACAAAAUCCUAAGAGUGCAUAUAUGAAUACAUUUUAAUUUGUAAGUAAAAUGUUCACAUUUGCCUAUAUGGCUACAGAUGAAUUAGAUCGCAGUGACUUUAUAUAUUCGAAAUAUACAAGUCCGAAAGUACAUGAAACAACAGCAUUAUCAAGUGAGUUUAUUGUGUAUGUAUAGCUCCAAAUUGUGAAUUAGCAUUUUAAUGAACUCGUCUUAUAUUUACAGCACAUCAAGAAAUAUGGUAAUGGCAGAUGUGCAUAUCUAAAACAUGCAUAUGCAGUGUAUGAAUGUAAUAGAAAAUAUGUUACUAUGAAAUUUCAACAUGCCGAAAAUAUGUAGUUUGUAAUGACUGAGAAAGAGUAUUCAAACAUUAAGAAAUCAACAUUAAGAAAUCAAAUUGCAGCUAAACAAACAAAGUGAGUAUCAUGCAUAGUGCUUUAUUUUCUUUUUUGUCCAUCACCUGUAUUUUAUUAACAGUAGGCCAUUUGUUGUAGUCCCUGCUUAUGAUGGCAAAUUCAUUUUUGUGAUAUACCAGUCUGUUAACAUAAAAGUAUCGUCAGAAGCAGAUUGUUGUGAAAUCAGAUAGAGUACUAAAAGACUGAGACAAAAUAUCCAAAAAUAGAGGGAUUGUUAUGUCUGCAACUUAUCAGACAAACAGAACAAAUAAACUAGUAUGAAAUUUUAACUGAAUUAUAUUGUACACUGAUGCUCAAGAGUUUUUCAGAAAGGUUUGUUACUCUGUAGCAACCACUUUUUUUGUUUAAUAUAAAUCAAAGAAUCCAUUUUUAUAAAUUACUGUACUGUGCUUUACAUUUGGUGCAGAUUAAAGAAAUACUGAAAUAAGACAGUUUGCAAACGUGAAGAGUAAACUUGCACUAGAAUUUGGUCAAAAAUUCA
This is a messenger RNA of Protopterus annectens (West African lungfish), 4434 nucleotides long. It is a transcript of the gene SARDH, whose product is annotated as sarcosine dehydrogenase. Gene Ontology annotation, molecular function: oxidoreductase activity; protein binding. Gene Ontology annotation, cellular component: mitochondrion. NCBI's taxonomy places the organism in Eukaryota, Metazoa, Chordata, Ceratodontiformes, Protopteridae. The coding region runs from base 199 to 2946 and encodes 915 amino acids. The transcript has 26 exons. The record is from RefSeq and is a predicted model, not a curated record.